AACGGACACAGGCUCAAGCGAAUGCUCUCCAAGAGUUGGCACGAAGUCAAGCGGAAGCUCUUCAAGAAGCGGCGCGAAACCGACCUGAAGCUAUCGAGGCGGCACGACUCCAAGCAGAAGCUGAUCAAGAAGCGGCGCGAGUCCAAGAGGAAGCUGAUCAAGAAGCGGCGCGAAUCCAAGAAGAAGCUGAUCAAGAAGCGGCGCGGAUCCAAGAAGAAGCUGAUCAACGAGCGGCACAGAGGCAAGAAAAUAAUCGCCGACUAGCGGAACUAACUCAAACACGGAACGCCCAAAACGCGGAACAAGCUCAAGCAAUCGCGGAACGAGCGCAAGCAAUCGACAAUGAUCUUAUGGGCAGGGAAGGAGAUGACGAAGUCAUGCCAACCGCGGAUGAGCUCAGAGGAGACACUCUCUGGAAGGGAGGGUUGGCCAUCGGAGGCCGCGGUGGUGUGAAUGACGUGUCAGUCUGGGUGCGACUAGAUCCUGCCGGUCUCGUCCGUGACCGCGCCGUUGUGAAACGUACGACCGUGGAGAAGCUCGCCGACUGGAAAGAUGGCACCAAAUGGUCCGGAGACAUCAGGGACGUGCAGAAUCGUCAAAAUAUGGACUAUGUGCUUCACAAGAGACUUUGUGAUGUACCCAACGGAGGCG
Messenger RNA from Zymoseptoria tritici IPO323, 651 nucleotides. RefSeq lists its product as uncharacterized. The transcript has a single exon. The annotation marks the transcript as partial. Lineage: Eukaryota; Fungi; Ascomycota; Dothideomycetes; Mycosphaerellales; Mycosphaerellaceae. The record is from RefSeq and is a predicted model, not a curated record.